Messenger RNA from Pecten maximus, 2033 nucleotides. RefSeq names its product potassium voltage-gated channel subfamily C member 3-like. Lineage: Eukaryota; Metazoa; Mollusca; Bivalvia; Pectinida; Pectinidae. Gene Ontology annotation, molecular function: voltage-gated potassium channel activity; protein binding. Gene Ontology annotation, biological process: protein homooligomerization; potassium ion transmembrane transport. The transcript is spliced from 2 exons. Gene Ontology annotation, cellular component: voltage-gated potassium channel complex; membrane. The record is from RefSeq and is a predicted model, not a curated record. The coding region runs from base 67 to 1506 and encodes 479 amino acids.
UCGCCAUCUUUACUAUUGAUGACAUGGCAGUCAUCCGAAGGAAUGCAGUUUUAAAACGUCCUAACCAUGGCUCAGUAUCUCACUACACAUAUGAGAAGGCGCACGUCGUUGUUGGGGGAAGGGGUAUCUACACACCGGCUUAAAGUCAAACUUGACGAUGAAGAGUUAAUCGACGAAGAUGAAAAUGCACACGAAUUUGUAAAUCUCAACGUUGGCGGAAUCUUGUUUCGUACAUGUCGUCGAACGUUAGAUAAUAUUUCAGACACGAGGCUCUCAACACUUCAUAUAUCAGAUUCAAAUUAUAAUGCAGAAAAAGAGGAGUAUUUCUUUGAUAGAAAUUCUGCAAUUUUCCCUUGGAUUCUUGAUUGUUAUCGCCAUAAAGAGUUGCAUUUACCGCGGUCAUUUUGUGCAGUUGCAGUACAAAAUGAACUUCACUAUUGGGGACUACAAAUAAACCACUUCAGUGCUUGUUGUAAGAAGGCAUAUUUGGAUGGUCUUGAUGAAAUUACUACUAAUGAAAUUCUCCUUCAAGAGUUUCAUGAAAUACAAAGGAAUGUUUAUGCAGUUGAAAGUAAGAUUAAUAAGGAGUCGUCUUGCAGAACAAUCAUGUGGAACUUUCUAGAUAAACCACAGUCCUCUUUGGGAGCUCAGGUGUGGUCCUAUGUGUACCUGACGCUCACAGCUUUGUCUAUACUGACAUUUUUCAUUGAAACACUGCCGGCAGGGAGAGUAGAAGUAACACGGGGAAAUGCCACGUUUGCAGAGGGAGACACAUCAAUUAACAACCACAAGGUACGACUUCUCGUUACAACCGAACCUCACGCCGCUCUGAUGAUUUUUGACGUUUUCUGCAUGAUCUUUUUCUCCCUAGAAUUUAUCGUACGCCUGAUCAUCUGUCCGCGGCGGAGGCGACUAAUGGUAAGAGCGACAACAAUAUUUGACCUUCUUUAUCUGAUCCCAGCAUGGCUGACCACCAUCAUCUACUGGACUGACAACAACUUCUGGCGCCAUUCCAGUCACGUGCUAGGAUUCCUGAUCUUACAAGCUGUCAAGGUAAUGAGAGUGUUCCGGAUUUUCCGGGUGAUGCAGUAUUUCCGAGGCCUGAGGAUUCUUUGGCUCGCGGUGAAAGCUAGCGUCCGAGAACUGUUUCUAUUGGCGGCGUUCAUCUUGUUAUCAAUAACCAUAUUCGCGUGUUUUAUAUACUGCGCGGAAAUCUCUAACGAGAAUAGUUUCGACAAUGCUGUAAUAGGACUUUGGUGGGCUCUGAUUACCAUGACGACGGUAGGAUAUGGUGACUACUAUCCGGAAACUUGGCCAGGUUAUAUUGUCGGCAGCGUCUGCGCACUGACAGGUAUUAUUUUGAUUGGCAUGCCUGUUCCCAUUAUUGCCAGUAACUUCCAUGCUUACUACGGACUGAGAAUACCAAUGGAAGGUAACACGGAAGAAAAUAAACAGAAACAUAUUCCAGUACGGAAACGGAAGGUAUCCCCUGCUAGGCAGAUGUAGACAGCCUACAUUAUCUUAUGCUUUUCUGGCAAUAAUAUGCUAGCAUAAUAACUCGUACCGUAUCACAUCGAGUUGUAUGAUUUGUAAAAAAAAAGCAAGGCCAACCCACGAAGUUAUUGAUGUGGGGCGGUUUGCAAUCAUGUGCACUGAAAAUAGACCUAUACAUAUAUGUAUAACAAAUAUAUCAAAAUUAACACUAAUUCUAUUUAUUCUGUUUGGUUGUAAGUUGUAAACUAUAUAACUGUAUAUAUGUACAUAGGUUUUACCAUCAAUGUUUAAUUAUAAAAGUAUGGUACUGUUUAUCGACGGCUGGGGACACGAUCUUUUGCAUGUAUAGAUUAAUGCUUUUUCCUGUGAUAUUUAUACACAUGUGUUUUUCUAUCAAUUCAAUGCUAUCAUUCAUUCUUCAUUAACGAUUAAAACACGGUACAGGUACCUCGCAUUUAACAUCAAAUCGUACUAUUUGUAAAGAUUCCAUUUCAAAAUAUAAACACCUUGUAAUAUAUAUAUAAACUGGUUUUCCAUGG